Molecule: messenger RNA, 708 nt
Organism: Emiliania huxleyi CCMP1516
Lineage: Eukaryota; Haptophyta; Isochrysidales; Noelaerhabdaceae
Exons: 5
Coding region: 1-708 (235 amino acids)
Source: RefSeq, a predicted model, not a curated record
AUGAGGUCGUCGCAGAUUGAGUGUGCCGACGGCCUGCACAUCACGGUCUUCGAGCGCGACGGCGGCGAAGGCGCCGCCUGCGGAUAUGCCACCCGCCUCUGGGACUGCAGCGUUGGCCUCGCCCGGUGGAUGUUAGAGAGUCUGCUAGAGAGUCCGGAGAGGCCUCUCAGAGGCAGGCGGGUGCUUGAGCUCGGCGCGGGGACAGCUCUCUGCUCGCUGGCCAUCGUUGCUGCCGAGCCUGACGCGGACGUGACGGCAACCGACGUCGACCCUGCGGCGAUGCCGCUCAUCGCAGCCGCCGGCAAGGCGGCGAGCCAGGGACGGCGCUCCUCGUCGCCUCGCGCGGCGCUGCUGGACAUCUGCGCGUCAGCGGCGGACGCACCGCUGCCGGCGUGCGACCUGCUUCUCGCUUGCGACGCGCGCUGCGCCGAGGCGCUGCGUGCGUCGCCAUCCGCGCGUGUCGUGAUCGCCGACCCGGGCAGGCCGGGCCAGCCAGCGCUCGUCGAGGCGCUUGCAGAGGCCGGAUUCGCCGCGAGCUUUGAGCGCCUCGACGCAACGCCGCUGCCAUUUGCGGAGUGGCUCGUGCGGUCGGAGGGCGGUCGCGUGCGCCUGCUGCACAUCGACGACGACGCGAGGCUGUGGGGGGUCAGCACGCGGGAUUUUAAGGAGAGCGAGAGGAUAGCGUGCCCCGAUUACGGCGACACUUAG